Molecule: messenger RNA, 1395 nt
Organism: Girardinichthys multiradiatus
Lineage: Eukaryota; Metazoa; Chordata; Actinopteri; Cyprinodontiformes; Goodeidae
Gene: rd3
Product: retinal degeneration 3, GUCY2D regulator
Exons: 3
Coding region: 207-857 (216 amino acids)
Source: RefSeq, a predicted model, not a curated record
GGGGAUAACAUUGAGAGGGUGAAGGAGAGAAGCGAGAGAAACCAUCUUUCCUCUGUCUCUGCUUUUCAUUUAGACUGUUCAGCUGCCUCUCUGAUGUGCGGAGCCCUUAACACUUUUCUUUCUUCUGUGAUCUCGUUUCCACUGGAGCCUGACGCCAAACUUGAGAACAACAAGAACCGAAGGAGACAGUGAAGGAGGACAGGGCCAUGGCCUCGUGGUUCAGCUUGAAUGAGCCCUAUCAGCGGAGCCCCCGCAGGGAUCCGGCCGACGUGGUCACCGACACCCUGAUGAUGGAGCUCAAUUGGCAGCAGAAGGAAGCAGAGAGGCUGCAAAGGGAGAGGGAGAACGAGUACCGGCGCUUGAAGACCGGGGUAGAUUACAGCUGGCUGGCCAGCACGCCUCGCUCCUCCUUCAACAUCAGCACUGGGGAAAGACUGGGCCUGGAGGACCUUUGCUCCAAGGUGCCACCGUCCUGCUGUGGGCUGGUCAUCCUCAAGUUUAGGGAUGUUAUCCAGGCCAACGAGCCCGAGGUACACGAGGUUUCCGGCCACUUCCGUUCCGUCCUCCUGGAAACUCUGGAUCAGCUGAAGGAGGAGCAGGAGACGCAGCGGCUGGCCCGCCAGUGGAACAACAAGCGAGCCAUGAGCAUGAACUUCAGGUCUCGGAUCAAGAUCAACCCGUUUGGAAGCACGACGGGCCUCACCACUGCGGUGGCCAGUGGGACGGGCCUGAGUGACCUCAAAACCGUCUCUGAGGAUGUGGAGAAGGGGAUGGAGAGAGAGGAGAGGGCGCAGAGGGUGUGGAGCAUGCCCGACUUUAGAUACAAAGGAAGCAGCGGCAGUAGUAGAGUUGUCUGAUGUCUUAAAGGUGUUUUAAAGGACACGUGUUACAGGUGGACGUUUCAGUGGGACUGAUAUCUGAGACUUCAUGUCUAACAGGUUCAAGGGCAAGGCAAGAUUCUCUGUACCUUGCAACAAGUUUUCAGUACUUGAAGCAGUUAAAUAAGUUGCCAGAGAUUAUAUUUUGCAGUGAUGUCUCUUAUUUUGUAGAAAUUUGGCAUCAAAGCAUUGAGCGCUAUUUAUACUGCAGCCUAAUAGUAUUAUUUACAAAUUAUUGAAGUAAUUUUAAAGCUUUUUUGAUGGGGGGUGAUGUGGCUCCCUUGGUCAAAACAGAAAAGCUAAAUGUGUGAAAUGUCCAUAAAGUGCAAAAUGUUUCUGUAGGAGGCUCUUCUAUACAGUUCAAAAGAGUGAGUCAUCCUCCAUAUGUGAAAACCGCACACAAGGACUUACUAGCAGAAUGCACCCAAGGUUAGAAAAUUGAAAGCUUUUCCCCCUUUUCAAGAGGGUUUAAAAAGAAAACGCAAAAACACAUUCAAUAAAAUCUUUUUGAGUGAAA